ACAUUGUUUGUAUGUACACUUGUGCUGCAUUGGAAAAAAUUAGCGCACGAUUGUAAUAAUAAAAAAAAGUGCAGCUACAACAACUGGGCGGCCACGUUUAAUUAAAAGUAGAAAAAAAUGCAUGAAUGUGUUUCGCCAGCAGCAUAAUCGAAGCGCAUAAGAAGUUAUUUAUAGCGCCCGACGGAGCAAAUCAUAGAGACUCGGGCACGCCCACCUACGCAAACGGCAGACGAAAAAUGUCGCGCAGCAAGUCUCGAUUGCAGACUGAAGUCUGUGGAGAUUGUGGAGCAACGGAUCCCUCCUGGGCCUCCAUAAAUCGUGGCAUUCUGCUCUGCGCCGACUGCUGCUCGGUGCACCGCAGCUUGGGUCGUCACAUUUCGAUUGUAAAGUCGCUGCGCCAAGGCAACUGGGAGCCAUCUUUGCUGAAUUUCGUCAAUUCUCUGAAUGCUCAUGGCGCGAACAGUGUGUGGGAACAUCAUUUGCUGGAUGGCAGCACGAAUUCGUCGGGCGGCAAGCACUUGCCACGCUGGCGCAAGCCAACGCCCAAGGAUCCACUGCAUCCGACCAAGUCGGACUUCAUCAAGGCCAAGCAUGUGAAUCUGAACUUUGUGCUGAAGCCCAGUCUGCAGGACGACGACGACUCCAGCAGCGGGGGCAGCAAUCUGGAACAGGAGCUUAGUCGACAGCUGCAUGCGAGCGUGCGCACCAGCAACCUGGAGACCUCGUUGCGUUUCCUUGUGCAGGGCGCCGAUCCCAAUUACUAUCACGAGGAGAAGUGCUCGACGCCAUUGCACAUGGCAGCCAAGUUUGGCCAGGCCUCCCAGAUCGAAAUGCUGCUCAUCUAUGGCGCCGAUGUGAAUGCCUUGGAUGGCAACGGCAUGACGCCCUUGGAGCUGGCCAAGGCCAACAAUCAUAGCACCAUAGCUGAACGUUUGCUGGAUGCCAUGUACGAUGUGACAGAUAGACUCAUUAUGUUCAUGGGUGGCAAGAAACCCGAUCAUGCUAGCGGUCGCCACUUGGUCAUACCGGAGACAAACGGUGCCGAAAUAAGCGAGCAAUUGAAAAUAGCUCGCGGCAAGCUGCAGCUGGUGCCGAAUAAAAUGUUCGAGGAGCUUGUCAUGGAUCUGUACGACGAGGUGGACAGACGCGAAUGUGAAGCCAUCUGGUCCACUAGCACGCUCAAUGCAGAGCAUGCAACGGUGCCAUUUUUGCCAGCAAACCCAUUUUUAAGCGCCACGCGCAAUCAGGGUCGCCAGAAGCUUGCACGCUUCAAUCGUGCCGAAUUCAAUGGUCUGCUCACUGAUGUGCUCAUCGAUGCGCUACGUCGCCAGAAUAUGGCCAAUCUGCGUCCGUUGGACGCGCCGCUGCCAACGCAGUCGCUGCAAUUGUUGCCCUAUCACGGCAACAAUUCGACCAUGUACAGCAGCUCGUUUGAGCAGAGCAUUCAUGAUCCAAAUCUAUCUGAUGACGAGCCCAUCUACGAUCCGGUGGCCAGCGAUGAUGACUAUGCGCCGGUGCCGCCAAUGGCCCAGCAGGCCAUUGUGCACAGUCCGCCGCGCAAUGAAAACUCACAGAACGAAAUGGAAACGCUGCGCAAGCAGAUCAACGAAUAUAAAUCCGAGAUCAAUCAAUUGAAGAACGUGGUGCAGCAGCUCUCCAGCGAGAAUACGCAGCUCAAAUGCAAGUUCAAUAGCGCCUCCAACAACAGCGUCUACGAUGAGCCACUUCGCAUUGAUUUGAGUCUCAACAGUCCCGACUCGGAGCAUGAACCGCUCUCGCUACCCGAGGGCUCCUCAACUGCUGCUGCUGCUGCAGCUGUGGACAGCAGCUCAUCGAACGGUUCAUCGAAUCAGUCGACUAUCAAACGACCCGCCAGCAUGUAUGAGCGUCGCUUGGCCAACAACUUGGCCAAGGGCAACAGCGACGUGCGCAACACCACGAGCAUGUAUCAAAUGGCCGGCGAUGGCAAACCUUUCGGUGAGGAGGUUAAGUUACGUUCCGAUCUAGUUACACGCUGUCUCAAGGAACUCAUACAAGCCAUGCACCCGGCCACGGAGGCGGAGAAGCAAUCUAUAGCGCCGCAUGGCGAACGCAUACGCAGCGCCGUCACUGACCUAAUAGCGCUCUAUGCUAAUUUACCCCCGAAUGCCAGCGAACUGACACGCGAGACUCUUAAACAGCUGACGCGCAACAAUAUACUCAUCCAGCACGAGUGCGAGAAUCUGCAGAAGUCGAUCGAGGCCGAGGAUCAGCAGGGCAUACACAAAAACAUGCUGGAGGUGCGCGAUUGCGCCUUCCACAUAGCCAGCGCCAUUAAAACGCUCGUGCUGCAGUUCUACUGAAUGAC
Molecule: messenger RNA, 2347 nt
Organism: Drosophila navojoa
Lineage: Eukaryota; Metazoa; Arthropoda; Insecta; Diptera; Drosophilidae
Gene: Git
Product: ARF GTPase-activating protein GIT1
Biological process (GO): brain development; regulation of G protein-coupled receptor signaling pathway; regulation of ARF protein signal transduction
Cellular component (GO): synapse
Molecular function (GO): GTPase activator activity; small GTPase binding
Source: RefSeq, a predicted model, not a curated record